AUCUUUGCUCCUCAGUUGUAACAGAUAGGGUGUCAUUGAUGGCAAUGGAGGAAGGUAGUUGGAACCAUCUGCCAAGUGUCAUUUUGUUAGAAGUUUUCACUUAUUUGUCUCAAAAAGAGAGAAUUAGAGCUUCAUCGACGUGUAAGCAAUGGCGAGGUACACUGUUUCAUUCCAGCUUCUGGCCUACAGUCCAUUUUAGGCUUAAAACUAAAGAUGAAGAUAGUGUGUUACGAACUCGGUACCAGCUUAAACAUUUUGCAACGAAAUUGCGUAAUGCUACAAUCAGCUUUGACGCGAUGGAUUUGAUUUGUGUACAGGAGGCUGCAAGAAUAAUACAAACACUUCGUAAGAAUGAAUUUCUUCGACGUCUUUCCUUACAGCCAAGUCAUUGCAGGUUUGAAGUUCCUGACAGAUUUGCUGGUGAUAGGAUAACUUUUAUCGAAAGACACUUUAUGAAGCCAUUACAACAGCUGAUGCAGAACUGCCGCAGUAUUGAGUUUCUAGAUUUGGGUUGCUUGGAGGAGAUAUGCCAACACGCAUCAAAGCUUACGUAUAUCUUGGGUCAGAAUCAUGCCCGUUCUCUUCAUCAUUUGAGGCUUGCCUCAAUCAAGGAUGAUCCUGAAUGCUACCUUCUGGAUGAACUGCCUCCAGCACUCUUUCGGCCCUUCCAAAUGUUACAGGUGCUAAGUGUUGACUAUGACUAUUUGAGUGAUGAAAUGUUGCCAGUCAUCAGCAACCUUGGUCUCAGGCAGUUUAUAAUCCAUGUUCAUGGAGUUGAAGAGGACCAUCCUGGUAUACCUGAUUCAGCAUGGGCUGAAUUUGCAAAUCACAACCCUUCAUGUGAAGUACAUCUCAUCCUCAUUCAUGCCUAUGAUGCUGUGGAAAUUUUGGAUUCGACCAUUUUCAGGCCGAGCAUGCCACUUUCAUUCUUAAAAGUGUUUUUUUGUGAGAAUAUGAAUUACACAGCACUGCAACGGAUUUCACUCUGGUACUAUAACACUCUGCAAUCGCUGUGGUGGAUUGACUCAAUUGGUGCAACUUCCAACAGCUUCUGCCUUGUAGAGCCAUCUGUGGAACCUAUUGCUCAGCCUGAUCCCCUGGUAAUGAUGGCUUGGCGGUGUACCAAACUGAAGGAGCUGGUCUUCCUCGGCUACAAGUAUUAUGAGGAUGACUUGAUUGCCAUAGCAAGGCUGAGAGGUAGUGGAUUGCAGAAAUUUGAAAUCCACGCACAAGACAUUUUACGCGUGUCUGAUGUUCCUAAUGCCCUGGAAUUUGAAAUCAGCAGAGAAUUGAAGAGAACCUGGGCCCCACUGGACGAUGUUACAUUACCUGAGGUUAUACUCAACCCUAUCCUGGGAGAUUCUGAUGAGUACAUCCUGCAGGUACUGAGAGAUACUGAAACAGCAUAAUGAAACUAUUCUUGUAGGAAAUCUCGGCUCAGCUAAUAUUCUGUGAGUAGAAUAUGCAUACUGUAGCAAGAGCACCUCAUGCAUCUAGGCAUUUACUCUGCAGCAUUACUUAGUGGUCAACACAAACUGCUCACUGCAAGAAUCUGUAAUCCGCUGUCAAAUAUGAGCUGCUGCAGAUACAAUGUGGUAUAUCUUUUAAGUAAAUUUAAAACAUUUACUCUGUGGUCACUUGGAGCAAAAUAUUUUAUUGUCAAGAAGAACAAUACAGUUCAGUUUUAUUGGUGAUUAUAUCCACAGGAGUCAUUUGAACUGGUUGUGAAUAGGGCAAUAAGCUUACGCGCAUGCCUGUUUAUCUGAUGAUUUGCUGAAAGCAACUUUUAUUUGUUGUGGAGGCUUCCUGGUACAAUCUGUGAUAAAUUUAAAAUGGUCUACAUACUUUUCCAUUUAAUCGACAAAUAAAAAUUGUUAAAACUUACAGGUCUCGGUAUAUGUAUGGGACACAGAAUUUUAUGUUGAAUACAGUGUUAUGGUUAUUUAUGUAUUCCUACAUGACCAGUUUUGUCACCUGUAUCAGAAAAGUGUACAGAGUCAACUGAGAUGAGCUACAAUCAAUGUAUAGCAUCUAAAACAUUUUAUUUGUUUGUCUCAACUGUUUUAAGUUAAAUGACUGUGGUAAUGUUUGCCAGGGUUCCAGGUGCAAUUAUUAAACCAGUUAACUUGUAUGUGCAUAACUUGAGCACAUAGCCUUCUCUCUCCUGAUUUGUUUUGCAUGCUACAAUUAUAAGCAUGUCAUUGUACUUUUUAUAUCUUCAUCAGACCUGUUUUGCAGAAGAUAUGUGCAUUCCUUGGGGAAGACAUUUAAAGGCUUAGGAAGUGAGCAGUUAUUUAUUUACAACCACUAGUCUAAAUGAAGAAAGAUGUAGUGAAAUGUACUUUUUAUGGUGCUGUGCCUGAGAUUUUGAAAGAUAACCACUAAACCAUUAAUGUUAAAUUGUUGGGUUCAGGAGCCAGUUAAAAGGAGGGUGUAUAAUAUAUCAUUCCAAUAAUCACCGAAGACUUAUGUAAGCAGUUCUGUGCAAGUUUGAGAACAUUUUGUACACUAUAUUAGUGAAGGUGUGUGGAUUAAUAUUGUAAAACAAAUGCACAAAGACUGUUUCAUUUUGCCAGCUAUUAAUAUUGAGUCUGUGCAAUGUGACAAAAGUAGUCACAAAAUUAUACUGUUGGGAUCAAUGUAGAUGUUUUUGACACUUGGGAAGUCUGCAUUAAUAAUAUUUUGAGAAAUGUCUUAGAUUAAAUAUAGUUAACAUGAUUGCCUAUGUCAUUCAAGGCAUUGGGUGUAUAACAUCUGUGAUAUCUUAGGAAUUAGAGUUCAACAGCAAACUAAUGGGGUUGCAAUAUGUCCCCUUCCUAAUAACAUUAAGUCACGUCCAGAGAUGUAAGGUGCAUACUAUGAAUAAACGUAUCUGUAGUGUGUUUGAUCGUUAUCGUUUCCUAUUUUGAUGUCCUUUACAGUUAUAUAUUUUUAAUUGAUGCAGUUUGUUUAUGAGAUACUGUUUGUAAACAACAGUUGUGAAGUUCCACAUGCCUCGGAUGCAGCUUUUAAAGUAGUUGUAUGUGUGUUGAGUAUAAAAGUGCUUUUAAUAUUGUGUAGUAAUAAGUGUAUCGGAAUACAGAGAUGUGGAAACAUUAAAGUUUGGAGAUUAUAAGAAAUAGGUUUUAAAUAGAAAUUUAUGAUGCAAGUGCUCUCUUCCUGUUGGCUGCCCAUUAUAGAAUCUCAGGAGACACCUGAUCGUUACAUCUAGUCAGGAAAUGCUGGAGACACACUACAUAAUGCAGAAAAUAUGACUCAUUUACAUUAUUGUGUGGAAGUUUGGUAUCUACAUACAUACAUACAUUCACAAUUAGAUUCAAUAAAUAUUGUUGCAAACUGUACUAAAAAAAUGUAGACUGCUGAGGUUAUACACAAGUAAUGUGUUCUUUCCAAGAAAGACUGAUUUAUUAUAUUAAGAACCAUGGUUUGAUGGGAAUUAGAAAACAGCAACUAGAAAUUGUCUACACCUUUACCCAUUCCUAUAAAAUGUUACUGAUUUGCCUUGAGAAAAAGUACUGAAAAUGAACUUCCUAGUGUUGUUCAUAUAAGUUAAUAGCUUAAUUUAGUUCAUAUUAUCACCCUCCAUUACAUUUCAUUUAUAGGGCUAAGAAUCUAUACUGGUUUAUAGAACAUCAGAGCUCAGCUAUUGUCUGCCUAUUGCUGAAGAUAAGAUAUUCAUUUAUAAAAGUAUAAAUUUAAUGUUGCAGUGUUUUCAGUUGUUCCAAAGUAUUGAAGUGAAUUUGAUUUUUGCUGAUCUCCUACACUCCUCCCCUCUCCCCACUCGCUUUCUCUCCCCCCACCCCCCACAAAUGCACACAACUUCAAACACUUGGAAAAUUACCUAUUUGAAAAGUGCCAUAAAACAAUAAAAUAUUUGUAAUACUAUCUACACUGCAACUUUAAAUUCCACAAUGGCACAACAGACUGAAACUGUGGUUCACAUGACAUUAAAUGCUCAGGGGCAGCCGGCAGUUGAGUUCAAUGACAUUCUUAUGUAUCAGUCUCAACCUUGUAGCCAUUUAAUGUUUCCAUAUUCUAAAAAAGAGUCAUUUAGAAGAGAAUUUAUUUUUAUUUACCAUACUGCCAUAUUUUACAUAAUGCACUGAAAAGUAAAUUUUAAGCAGAAAAUAUAUUAAAGAUCAAAGAUCCUAAAGUACAAGCACACUGCAGAAUUUUUAUGUUGUAUGGAGAUGUAUUUAAACAACCGUGGUGAGCAUAAAUGGUUGUGCAACAUGGAGAAUAAAAAGCUAAUAGAAUUCAGCUGAACUGAAGGGUGCACAUCAGGUACAUUGUAGUUAUUAGACAGCGGGACUUAAAACUAGAAUAAAAGAGAACACCGUUUUGUUACUGGAAUUGUUCUGAAUCACUACAUUUUUAUAACUACAAGGUUCAGUGUGUGUACAUCUAUUGGUUUUUUAUUAAUCCUUUCUAAGAAGAUGCCUUAAUGAUAUUUGUAUGUGAUUUAAAUUUACAUCAGUACAUACUGUGAGCGUUCCGUUUAUGAAUGUGAGCAGUGGGGCAUCACUUUCGAUCUUUAAAGACUUUGUCAUCAGUAUUAGGAAGCUCACUAGUAAAGAAAUAUACAGCAGUAUUAUGCCUUGAUAGCAUGUAUCCCUCAAACAUUUGUGGAUAUAAGAAUAUAGAGGGCCUUAUUUUUGUUACUAACUUUUGUAAAUCAUCAUUCCAAGAAGUCUUUUUUUCCUUUUUUAAUUAGACUAUAGAAGAUUUGACUUGUUUGCUCUUUGGAAUGGUGAGUUGAGAAGUACCUGACAUCUUUACAAAUGCACAUGUGAAAUCUGUGUAAUUAUGAUUUUAAAUGUAGCUGUGGUGUAUAUAAAUGUGAUUGCUGUUUACAUCGGUAUCAGUAGUUGAUGAUGGGAUGCACAGAAAAAUACAAAAUUGUUUUCAUUAAAAGGAUGUUGCGAAGUUUUAUCUUUUGUACUGUAUUUCGCUAGUCAGUGUCGGGCCUGUACGAGGUAAAAGACCUAUUGUUACCUUUUAUACAUAUAGAAACUGUAUGAAAGAUGUAUUAACUCAUCCAUAUAAACAUACAACUUAACAGGAAAUGGUUGGCUAGAAAUUUUCUCUUUGGACAGCUUAAAAUUUAUAGUUGAUUGUACUGGGAAAAAUAAUUGAUUAAUAAAAACAUGUAUCAUGUCUUCCCGUAGCCAACGAAACAAGAUAUUUGCCAUUAAUAAGCUAUCCACUAAGGACCAGACAGUACCUACAAAAAAUAGUUUUUUGUUAAUAAGUUACAAUGAAUAAAAAGUGUGUGUGUGUGUGUGUGUGUGUGUGUGUGUGUGUGUGUGUGUGUGUGUGUGUGUGUGUGUGUGUGGGCGCGCACGGGUGCUCACAUGUGCUUUUACAUGUAGAUUACUGCUGUAAUAGAGCACUGAUUUUUCAUAGUUGUCCUUGUGAAUUUUUAAGAUUGAUUUCAGAACUGGAGAGGUGUAGAAAAUAAUAACUGUGAUUAAUUACUAGAACAUUUAAAAAAAAUGAGAUGCUAAAUAAUUGCCAUCAAAAUGGACAAUGUAAAUUUGAAAUACCAUAAUAAAAGUAUGAUAGCAGUGUGAUAACUAACAGGUUUUUGUGUUGACUUUUGUAAAAAUUACUAGAACACUUUAUGCAGAGGGGGCAAGGAAUAUAUCAUGUUAUUGGGUCCUUUAUUUACUUGUACAUAUCAGAUCAGUAGAGAUUAUCCUGCCAAUAAAACUAUUUGAUCCCAUUACGGCACCUUGUAUUUUGUGAGGUAGUAGAAAUGCCUUCUUGUCUCACAAUUCUUCUACUAAUAGCAUUUUUUGCAUCCAAGCCAUUUUCAUUUGGUUUUCUCCACACUAAUGUAUGUAGGUUUCUGUAUUUGUUACUCAGACAGUACAUGUAUAUUCUAUAAAUAACACAUUUGUACUUCACGCUGUUUCUCCUUGCAGACUUGUUUCUUGAAAAGAAGUAAAAACUGAAGCUGAAGCUUAGAUAGUUGUAUUCUCUCUCUCUCUCUCUCUCUCUCUCUCUCUCUCUCUCUCUCUCUCUCUCUCUGUGUGUGUGUGUGUGUGUGUGUGUGUGUGUGUGUGUGUGUGUGUGUGUGUGUGUGUGUGUGUUUUGGGAGAAGUGCAGUUUUCUUGUAGAGACAUUCUUGUAUUUGAGUGUUUGAUUGGAUUUUUGUGAAUGGCUCUUGUAAUAUGACAUUCUGACAAUGCUGUUUAUGUUUGUUGCCAUUCUAUGUAUUUGGAAGAUCUUAAUAUCCUUUGAUCAGUGUAACAUUUUUAGGUGAUAAGAGCCUAGAUUAGAUUAAAUGUGCAGUGAAAUAGCAUCAUAAAGAAUGGUGACACUUAAGUAUCAAAGUUGUGAACUGAUCCAGUGAAAUGUUUUGGAUUUAAAAAGGCAGCAUUUGUUUAUAGUAGAAAACUUUUAGUUAUAUUGGAAAUAUGAACUCACACGAACUUUCAGUGAAUUUUGUACAUUAAAACUUCCAAAGAGGCAGAAUGACUGACUGACUGACUGACUGACUGACUGAUCGACUGUUGAUUGAAAGAAACUGAACAGUAAUCAGGUUGUAUAGGUUGUGUAACUGCAUGAUCUUAAUUCAGACCAGAGGUUUAUGAUUUAGCACAGUCCUUGAACUGUGGGGUACAAUUCAUAUUCACGUUUCAACUCUUCUAUCCAUAUGAGGUUGUUGCUGUUGUAUGUAAAAUGCAUGUCUGUUGUAUUUUAGAUCUGCAAAUUUCUCUUGUCCUAUAUAUGUGUCAGCCUUGUGUAUAGUUGGUGUAGCAGUACUGUUGUAUAGUACACAGUCAGGUGUUUCCAGCUUAAAAUGUUGUAAAAGUUUUAGACUGGAACAACUGAAUCAUAAUUUUUAAAUGUAGCUUCUGAAAUAAAGCAGGAUAGCAAUAGCUCCACUUAAUUACAGCAUAGAUAUGCCACCAUGUUGAAAGAUUUUAAAAUUGACUGAUGAAUUAUCAAGAAAAAUAAAGUUUCAUAAGAAUGACAAGAAGAUAAUCAAUGCUAUAGUGGGUAGUGAAGUUGCUAUACUUCCUGAACCAGCCAGCAUACACAAUAGCCAAGUGCCGCCUCCAUAAGACUUCAAAGGAUUAUAAGUGACAAUUAAAGAUCAAAAAUCUCAUGUUCUUUGUAUUCUUAAUGGUCCAGUCUGCCUUCAUUGAAGUUUGUUCCUUCACGUGUCCUUGUUCUUCGUCAGUUCUCAAUUUCAGCAUAAUUUGUUUAAAGUGUGUUAACCAAACACACACAUCAAUUGCUGCUGAAUACACGAGACAUUAAAACUCAAAUGUUGUGCUUGUAAAAUGUCUUUGAUUACCUAAUUGUGUGAAAGUGUUUAGUUAAAUAAUUUUCACUUAAAAUUUACAAAAAUAAAUUCUCUCUCUCUCUCUCUCUCUCUCUCUCUCUCUCUCUCUCUCUCUCUCUCUCUCCCUCUCUCUCCCCCACACACACACUCUCCCCUCUCUCCCUCUCUUUCUCUUCUUCUCCCCCCCUUCCACCCCUCUCUUUAAAAAGCAACAAUGCCAUUUUAAAAGUAAGUUAGACAAAAUGAAGAUAUGAUAUUCAGUUUACAGAAACUGAGGGGCUCGGGGCAGAUAAGUGUGUAUACAACUGCAAGAAUUUAUUAAACAUUCCAACAGUUUGCAUGUUUGCUCUAAUGCGAAGUGAUGGUGAGUUGUUUUGCCGACUGCUAUUGAAGUGCCUAGUUAUGGGCCCUGUUAUCGUUCUUGGCAAAAGAGUAAAUGAUUUGCAUUAAGAUUAGUAUAGCUAACAUAUUUGGUAUUACUAUUAUCAGAAAUACUGAGCAUUUGGUUUCAAUGUUGUCUCAGGGAGCCAAGUGUUUGAUGCUGGCAAUUAUUGCCCAUACUCUCCUGGUGAUAAUGUGCUUACUCUGGAUAGUUCAUUGUGAGUACUUACCUCUGUUAUGGCCUGACUUAGAAUAUUAUUGUAACUCCAACAGUACUGAUAAUUUUGGCAAAUGUAGUUUUCAACAUUCCUGCUGCACUUUUGUCUCAUAUUUCAUUGGUUCUUUACUCUCAUAAAAUGCAGUUCCAUUAACAAAAUAUUUUUUCUUUAUAAGUAACUGAUAGGUUACCUAGGUUGUAUAUGGAUUGUUAUUAUAUUAGAUAUCAUUAUGUUCAUUGCCAUUACAAGAACUCAUUUUGAAGUUAACAUCCCUCAAAAAAUAUUAUUUGAGACAGUUUGUGUUAUGUAGACAUUUAAUGAGGGCACAUCUAAAGUCUCAAGUAGUGAGUAUAACAGUGUUCAUGUUGAUAAGGGGCUAUAUAGGUAUGUCUUUAACAAUUUAAUGUUAAAGCACAUAAAAUGAGAGCUGAAGUGCCACAGGGUAAUAAAUAUACAUAGACACAUGUAUAAAGUGUUUUAAGAAUCUGUAUUCGUUGAACUAUUCUAUUGCACUGUGCUUUCUAGUUCUAAUAUAUUUUUAAGAGGACCCUUCACUGACUACACAAAAUAGGAAUGUCACUUUUAACCUAUAAUGUAUUUCUUGCUUUGCAAAGUCCCGGGGUUAAAUAUAUUGUGUUCUUUCAUGGUUACUAAUACAUCAUUCCAUUGGCAUUUUACUUUGUGUUCUUGCAGCACAUUCUGCACACAGGUAAUGUAUUCUGUGCCACAAAUGUAAGUUGUGUGCCUAAUUAAGUAGCAAACAGGGUGAUUUGAUAAGGGUUGGGGAGGUGAGUUUCUGUGCUCUCUUUCUUCGAACUGUUCAGCUAUUUACGGUUUCCUUUUUCUUAUAUUUUUAGAUUUGCAAAUAAAGCCUAUAUAGCUGUGUUCUUCUUUCUUAGAGCUCACCCCCCCCCCCCUUUCACUCAUUGUGAACAAUUAUUAUUAUUUUUAUUUUAUUUUGAGACAGGUUCCAUAUACUAUAUGAAAGCUCGGCCAAAGGUUUAGUUCACUGACAUUCCAGUAUCUUCCCAUCAUGUUAGAGGGAUUUCAGCAUAUUGCCAGAGGAAUCAGGAGAGUAAAACUGACAAGGGGGACAUGCUGUUGAUGUACAUGUGUUUCUCAUAGCAUUAUUGCUGUGGGAAAUUUGAAAUUCAUGUGACACCACUUUUAUAGAAGAUUAUGUCAGGUGAAUAGUUUGUACACAACUUUGUGGCAUUUAUUUGUGGAUAUACAAGUGAAUCAUACAUCAAAAAGUUGCCUUCCUGUAAAAGAUAUAUCAUUUGUAUUGUGCAUGUUCAGGGAUACUAUCUGCAUUGUGCAAAUGAUGAAUGGUCUCUGUGUGUUGCAGUCCAUAGUUCAGUCAUAUUAACAGGUUGCGGGUGUGCCAUAUGAGAAGAAUGUUCUUGUUACUUCCUUAGAUUGUCAGAGGAUGCUGUUUCCAUUUCUUUGUUGGUGGGAACUCUGGAAUGUCCGUGAAGGGAUUCAGAGUUGACAAUGGUAGAAGAAAUUUGAAGUUCUACUUAAAAUUAUUUUCCUUGCCUAAUUCUUCUCCCACUAAAUCAUUGUGAGAAACAGACCAGUCUCUGUUCUGCCUAUGACCCUUUCACUUAAGCUUAAGGACACCCUGAAAUAUUGCUAGAUUAUAACUGAGGUGUUUCAUUGGUGAAACUCUUGUCAGAGAGAGAGAGUAACUGUUAAGCUGCAUUAAAAGAUUAGCCAAUACCAUAAAAAUAUUCCAGAAUGGAACUAAAUAGUUGACAUUGCUUGCUGGAUGCAUAUGUGAUUCAGUACAACAUUUAGCCUCACUAUUGCACUUCAUUUGCUGUCCCAUUCUUGUUUCAUAGACACAAUUGCAAUGUCUAUUGCAAAAAAAAGAAAAAGGGCACGCUGGGAAAUAGAUAUUAAACUUCAUCACAAAAGUGGGUGAAAGCAUAUCAUAAAAAAUCCGAUUGUAUUAGUCACUAGAGAUUUCCUGUGGCAUAUUGUAAAAGCAAACAUAUGUAGUUUCCUUAGAUUUCCUGAAUGUCAUCUUAAGUACUUGUAUUCUGGUAUCCCUCAAGAGAGCCCUAGUAUAUGUGCCUUUGGGUGUUCUUCUGUGGAGACUUAAUUCAUAUUUUUUACUCUUCUGUCCAUGGAUAAAAUGAUAGGACACCAAAUAACUAAUGGAGAAGAAUUGUGUGUUAUUAAGGAAGUAAGUUUAAUUGGUAAUAUCUAAAACUGUCAUGUAUUGGUUUUGUAGCAUUUGUAAGUUGCCUCAUAAGAUAUAGAACUCUACAAAGAAUUUAUUUUAUUACAAAGUAUAUUUUACACUUUAAAUUGAAAGAUGUCACAGAAAUAUUCCGUAGAAAAAUUGUGUAGAAAUGGCGGGGACACCACUCCCUUUCCUCCCCCUUCUCUCUGUCUCUAUCUGUGUGGUGCAUGUUUUACUUCAUUAUGUUGAGUUUUUCAGUCAUUAAAUUAAAUGUUAGAAAUAAAUUGAGGAUUAAUCCAGCUGAAUGCAACUUCAGAGAUAUUAUAUAAGUAUAUGUGAAUGGAUAAAACACAAAGGAAGACAGGAGAAUUUAAAUGGAAGCAUGGAUAGUGGUUGCAAUUUAUUUACUGCAUUAUAAAAUUAUGCAGAGUACCGGUGAGGUGAUAAAUGAAAUAAAAAAAUUAUUAUAGAAAGAAGUUAAAAUUCUGAUUGGCAUGGAAAGAAGGUGUAGAGUGUAAGGUGAACUGAUGGGAGUAGGGAGGGGGAGGGGGGGGGCACAAUAAUGUAAAUUUGACAAAUCUGAUUUGAAAACAGCAUCACACAUGGAUGGUUUCAAAUAGUGUGGUUCUUAAGGCGUGUUUUGAAUUAGGAAAGGAAGUAAGUGCAUUUUUGUGCAAUAGAAUAACCACUGUAUAUUUGUUCAUCAAAAACCUUCAGUCUUCGUUUCUUCUAUUAUAAACGAACUAGGCCAAUCUCAUUUUCAGUUAACAACAUUUGAAAUUAUACAAGUAUGCAAUAGUAUGACUAAAUUUGUUUUCAUACUCUGUACCUUUUUAUCAUAUAUCCUUGUGUAAACCUUAUUGUUCGUGACAGAAACUAUUACAGUUUAAUAGUGAAAAAUUUACUAUAUUGAUCCUUGUGCAAAUUAUUUCCCUUAAACGAUUUUACAAAUUCUUGUGUAAAACUAACACUAUUUUUUGCACUGUUCACUUCUAAAUGAUCAUUACCUUGUUACGGAAAGAUUUAUUUAAUUUUCUAAAUGUAUAGCUUUGAUCCUUACCACAUUUUUCCCAAUAAAAAUUAAGCAUUGUAGGUGCUCAAGAAUCUCUCUCUGAAGCUCAUAUUGUAAACAAACAGUCGUUUAGCACUGGUUAGAUUUCCAGUGGUGCAUGUAGACUUCUUUGUGGAAAUUGUUUAUAAUUGUAAAAAUGUUGUACAUUAUUUAUCACAAAGAUAAAAUUGAGAGUAAAGAGUAAGGCAUUAAACAGUGUGAAAAUUUAAACAUUUAGUUUGUUGGCUUAAGUUUGCAUAUUAAUGUGAACCUUCACAGUGGGAGUGUAAGACCCUAAUAAAGUCUGAAACAGAAUUUCCACUGUGAUGUUUUUAAAUCAAGGUUUUAACAUUUUCAAUGUUUCCUUCAUUCCUUUUCUUUCAAAACCAACAUGUAUGUUGGAAUAUUGCAUCUGUAAACUGGGUAGUUGUUUUUUUGUGAAUGAAUCUAGUAUUAUUCUUUAAGUUACUGAUUUUGGAACAGUGAUUUUUAUAAGGUGGAAAAUUGUAUUCAUUUGUGUGAACAAUUUGUUGUAAUAGGCUGAUACUUUUGUGUGGAUGUUUCAUGUAAUCAGAUUGGAAAGGCUUGACAGAAAUUUAUCGUUCUAUCGUUCAUAGAAUAAGAAUACAUUGAACAUUUUUGUAGACUUCAACAAUUUUUGUGAAUUUUGGGAACUCACUUUUAUAGCCACAGCCUUUCAUUUGAGUGUAAAAUAUUGGGUUAAUGGAAAAUUGUGUUUUUGGCAUAGUAGGCUAAAAGCAAAAUAAUUUACUCAUUACCAUAUUCACAGGAGAUUUUUUCACAUUAAUAAGCAUUGUAAUAUGGUAGCCAUAACUAUUUUCCUCAGAGCUUAAACAAAAUGUAUCCACUUUAGAGGAGGAAAGAAAGAUAUUUUUCAGCACAAGGCUACCUAACAUGUUUUUACUAAUAGAUUAUGUUUUAUAAUUCCUAAUGUGUGCUUAGUUUUAUUUCUUUAAAUAGAAAAUGAAGAACUAGUAAAGAGCAACACCAAAGGAUUAGGAAGAGAUAGAUAUAAGUAAAUAGAUUUCAUUGUUGUACUGUUUUGUUAGCAAUAUUGACUCUGAUGCUUUGUGCAUUAUUACACUACAAAAUUUGAGACAUUGUUGGAUACAUUAUUAUCUGUGCAUUUAUUUUUUGUAUAGUAGUAUUAUAAAAUACAUUUUUUCUGGCAUUCAUAGUCACUGCUACAUUGUAAUACAUUUUGCAGAAUGCAUACUCUUAAAAUGAGUUUAUAUUAAUAAAAAUUGUAUCUACAGUUUGGUUAAAUAAAUUCUGUCGAUUUUCA
Molecule: messenger RNA, 12444 nt
Organism: Schistocerca gregaria
Lineage: Eukaryota; Metazoa; Arthropoda; Insecta; Orthoptera; Acrididae
Product: F-box only protein 33
Exons: 7
Coding region: 39-1409 (456 amino acids)
Biological process (GO): SCF-dependent proteasomal ubiquitin-dependent protein catabolic process; positive regulation of protein ubiquitination
Cellular component (GO): SCF ubiquitin ligase complex
Molecular function (GO): protein binding
Source: RefSeq, a predicted model, not a curated record